Messenger RNA from Oreochromis aureus, 4577 nucleotides. RefSeq names its product v-ski avian sarcoma viral oncogene homolog b (gene skib). The transcript has 7 exons. Bases 539 to 2602 code for a protein of 687 amino acids. Gene Ontology annotation, molecular function: RNA polymerase II cis-regulatory region sequence-specific DNA binding; SMAD binding; DNA-binding transcription factor activity, RNA polymerase II-specific. Lineage: Eukaryota; Metazoa; Chordata; Actinopteri; Cichliformes; Cichlidae. Gene Ontology annotation, biological process: negative regulation of BMP signaling pathway. Gene Ontology annotation, cellular component: nucleus. The record is from RefSeq and is a predicted model, not a curated record.
GCAGCUGCCCUGUAGCAGAGGGAGGAACAGCUGGCUGAGGGAAGAGCCAGCCCGGGGAGUCAGUCACAUUCCUGGCUGGGAUUCAAUGACUGAACCAGACACAAACAAACAGAGAGGGCGAGAGAGAGAGAGAGGGAGGGAGGGAGAGAGAGAGAGAGAGAGAGAGCGACUCACACAUUGAGUGAGUGGGGAGACAGCAGACUGAAUGUACGCCAGACUGAGCAGACGAGGCAUAUUUCGGGCGCACAUUAGGAGUGCGUAAAACCGCAGGAGCAUAGAAACAUAGUACCCGGUGAUUGUAUGUUGGAUAAUACGACUUUGGAGUCGCUUAGUUGUCGACUUUAAUUGCGUGUGCUUACAGGAACUGCCCUAUGAUUUCAGCAGCUCUCAGUUUUCUGAAUGGACGCGCUGGGAAGCUUCUCCGGUGACAUGGAAGUGCGCGUUAUUGAGCGUGUAGCCGGAUGCUGAGGACGCCCGACCCGAUAAGUCGAUUUCAGCUCGCAUUUUGAGUUUUGAACUCUCUUCUCUAACCGACAACAUGGAGGGCACGAGCUUCCAGCCCCAUCCUGGACUUCAGCAAACUCUGCAGCAGUUUAAUCUGAGUUCCAGGCGCUCCCUCGGUGGACCGGCGGCGUUCUCCGCUCGAUGGCACCAGGACUCACUCUUCGGGAAAGACGGCAAAUCCGUCGAGAUGAUGCUCACCCUGCCGCCUCAGACACCUCCAGUGAUGUCCGGUCCACUUUUCAUCCCGUCCGACCGCUCCACCGAGAGGUGCGAGACGGUGCUGGAGCGGGAACCUAUCUCCUGCUUCGUCGUCGGUGGUGAGAAACGACUGUGCCUACCGCAGAUUCUCAACAGCGUUCUCAGAGAUUUCUCCCUCCAGCAGAUCAACUCGGUCUGCGACGAUCUCCACAUCUAUUGCUCCAGGUGCACAGCGGACCAGCUAGAGAUCCUCAAAGUGGUGGGUAUCCUGCCCUUCUCGGCACCGUCCUGUGGGCUUAUCACUCAGACGGAUGCUGAACGGCUUUGCAACGCGCUCAUCUAUGGCGGUACUUACCCUCCUCAUUGCAACAAGGAGUCGGGCUCUCUGGAGUUGGAGCGAACCGAGAAAAGCUUCAAAGUGUAUCACGAAUGUUUUGGCCGGUGUAAAGGCCUGUUUGUCCCGGAACUGUACACCUCUCCGGGUGCCGCCUGCAUCCAGUGCAUGGACUGCAGACUCAUGUACCCACCUCACAAGUUUGUUGUCCACAGUCACAAGAGACUAGAGAACCGGACAGUCCACUGGGGCUUUGAUUCUGCCAACUGGCGGGCUUAUGUGCUCUUAGACCCGGACUACACCGGGAAAGAGGAGAAGAGUCACCUGGAGAAGCUGCUCAAAGAGUUAAAAGGAAAAUUUGAUCUGACGGGAAAACUGUCCAGUAAAUCUUGCAGAUCUCCCAGCCCCAUCCGAGCCAAGAGGUCCAAAUUCGACAAAUUGCAGUCAGCUGACAAAGACAGGAAACCCGACUGGCUCCAGUCACUGUCAAAGUCUGCACACAAGGAUCUGAAACAGGUCCAACUAAAACAGAGGCCCUCUGCUUUCCGCCCCUGGUCUCCUAAGCCAGCAGAAAAAGUGAAACCGGCCGCCAAGAAUGAGGUGGAGAGGUCGUGCUCGAGGAAUCAGGAGACACACAAUUUGGCAUUUGCCCACCUGGCCCCUGCGGUCCAUCCCAAGGACAGCAACACUCCUGACAGGGGGACAGCUGCCAUUUCCGUGCAGGAGCUGCAUAAUGGUGACGCACAGCCUACAACAAAGCCGGCCCACUCCAGCAACACCAACCGAGCCGAAGACAUGGACACAGAUGGAGAGAUUGAUGUGGAUGACUGUGAUGAUGGUCCAGUGCAGUCUUCCUCCCUGGCUUCACCUCCAUCUGCCUGCACCAGUGUGUCUCAGACUCUGACUCCUCAGAGCAUGGCUCGGGCUCAGGAGAGGCCUUCCUGGCUGCCAGGGACUGUUUGCCCAGAGAUGGACACCAUGAGACAGAUGCUGUAUGCUGGUCUUGACACCAAGGAGGCGCGGGAAAAACUCCUGCAGGAGAUUGUCAGGAUGAGAGUGAAGCAGGAGGAGAAGCUGGCAGCUGCUCUUCAAGCUAAACGCAGCCUUCAGCAGGAGCUGGAGUUUGUGAGAGUGGCUAAGAAAGGGCGUCUUCGCGAGGCCAUCGAGGCCAAGCGCAACCUGCGAAAGGAGAUCGAACGCCUUCGCGUGGACUGGGAGAGGAAGAUGAGGGAUGCGGAGGAGUCUUGUGGGCGGCUGAAGAGAGAGCUGGAGAGAGAGAGACAGCUGCGAGUUUGCGAUAAAGGCUGCGAAGCCGAACGCCUCCGGGUCAAGUACUCUACUCAGAUCGAAGAGCUUCAUGUGCAGCUGCAACAGGCUGAAGCCGAUCGCGAGCAGCUGAGGCGGGAGCUGCAGCAGGAGAGAGAAGCUCGACAGAGCCUGGAAAGCGUCGUCAAAGACCUGCAAACCCAGCUGGCCCUGCAGGCCGGCAGCAUCCUUCCUGGAGAAUGCAAGGACACGAGCACAGAGGCGCACAGACAGACCGCACAACCCACUAAUGGAUCCUAAAGUUGCACAUUUAAAACGAGACAGAAAGAUUCAGUAAGAGGAGCAUGUUUAAGGGGAAAAAGAAACAAAGAGUGUUUUUGGUAGGGGGAAAAAAAUCAGUCAUAUACAAUAUGAUACAGUAUACGUCAUUAUUAUUAUGACAUUAUGAAUUUUAUCAAAUGAACUGGAAAGCAGCACGAUGUCCGAGCAUGUAAUAGAGCGUGAAACUGCGAGAGACUUUCUUCAGCGAUGGAAAAACACAUCUUUCCGGUGACGUCAGCGCCUGCGGUCAGACACCCGACGCCGUGCAAGGAUUUCAUUUCAGUAUAAGCUAUUCUAAGAUGUGCAAAUAUAGCUACAUAACACUACUUGAAUAUGAAGGGAAGAAACACGUUGCGCCUGGUGAGCAGUUGAUGAAACUCUUGUUGCCACAAUAUACUGGUACACACAAGGGUGUCAUUGCAGACCACUGGAAACAAGAGACACGAGUUUACCACUAUUUACUUUUAAUAUCUGCUUGCUUUUUAUAACUGUGUAGAGGAUGUCCUUUUUAAGAAAUUCCUGCUUGCGCAGCACUGUUAUUCCACAAGCAACAAAAAGAAAAAAAAGGAAAAAAAGAAAAACAUUCAUAUAUAAACAUGUACGCAUGUAAACCAGCUUAUCUACCUUUUGUAUUUUAUAAGCCUGAAGUAUUGGAGGUUCUGUGGGCUGCCUUCAGGUCCACCACUGUUUUAUUCUUAGAUAUUUUAUGGAAGUAUUACAUUUUUUUUGUUGUUGCUGUUAUCCAGUAAUGUUUUUGGCAACCGAACCAUGUGCUAAAUAAACAAUAAGUAGAUGAAACUUGCCCACGUUAGUCUAGUUAAAUCUAUAAACACUCCUAAAAGAGAGGAAGAAAAAAUACUUUCAGUAGUUUCUGUUUAUGCUAAAAUGCGGUACUUCUGAUUUUCUAUGGAGUAUUAUAAAAUAAUUUAUAUUUUAACGAUAAUUUGCUGCCUAUCGACAAGACACAUUCAUUUUUUCGUCACUGGCUUUAGGGCUCUUAAAUCAACAGUUGCUGUUUAUAUGAACAACGUUUCUACAUAUAUACAGAAGUAUGGAGAUAUAUUUUUUUACUUUAAGAAAAAGGAAUUGCACUUUUUAAAGAAAGAACCUUGCAUUGUGCAUCGUAUUCCCUGUUACAUUUUUCAAAUAACAAGUUAAACAUGGACUUUAAAUUGAAAUACUUUCCCUCAGUAUCCCCUGAUGUAAAUACAAUUAUAAUGUAAAUAAGAUAUCGGUAUGGUAUGGUAUGGUAUGGUAUGGUAUGUUUGCUUGCUCCAGACUUAAAUUGAUUGAUUAUGAAUAUUAUUUUUUGCUCUUACUUGAAACCAAAAAUAGACUAUAUUUGGAUUUGUAAACUGCAGUUUUUGUGUUGCUGAUCCCUGAGCAUCAUUGCAAUCACGGGGCAUUCACCAGAACAGACGGACUCUUUUUGUUUUAAACCACUCUUUUUGUUUUGUGAACUUCUGUAGUUUUGUGGGUUUGACCCAUGGACAGAAUAUUACCAUUUCUCUGUUGAUUGUUUUUUCUUUUUUCUAAAAAGCGCUUUGCUAUUUGCUGAAAUAUAUAUGUAUGUAUGUAUGUAUGUAUGUAUGUAUAUAUAUAUAUACAUAUAUAUGUAUACAUAUUUUACAUUACAGACCAAAAAACUGAAAAAUGGAUUUUAAUUCUUUGCACCUCCGGCUCCGUCAUCAGGUAGAGUAGAAAUGACACCUUCUCCUGGUUUAAACUUUAGGUGCUCUCAUAUGUUUUAGAAAAGAAAACACUUUUAUGUCUUAUUAUUAUGAUACCCUCGCUCAGUAUUUGUUGGGUACAGUGUAAUAGCACUAUCCAUUUUGUUAGCUGAUAAUGUUGUAGUUUUGGUUUGGAACUGGGGUUUCAUUCGCCUCUUGUUUCAAUGUUUCCUUUUUCCUUCGGAUGACUUGUAUAAUACCCAUUAAAAUCUAAAUCAAUCCUU